CUGAAUCAGCCCUAAUAUGCGUUGUGCUGCACAGGAGUGCGCUCUGUGGCCCACAACCGGGGCAAAUGUAGGAAGGGGGGGAUCAGCGCGAUCACAAAUCCCCACCCCCUUCCCCCUCCCCCUCCCCCGUACAUCAUGCAGCCAAAGGAGACUCCAGGAACCCAUCACAGCCCAGUACACAGCAGCGACGCCAAGCCCCACCAGCAAGCCCAGGCCUGGGUUGGUGGUCGCCAUGGCGGCAGUGGACAGUUUCCACCUUUUAUAUCGUGAGGUGGCCAGAUCGUGCCACAACAACGUGGAGCUUCUUGCUGUGGUGGGGGCUCUGUACACGGCUAAGAAAGGUCUCGGCAUCUUGUAUGAAUGCUACAGUGUGUUCAGGCUGCACAUUACCCCACAUCUGCUCAGCAGGAGUGACCUGGUCCAGCGCUAUGGAGAGUGGGCAGUUGUGACCGGUGCUACAGACAGCAUCGGCAGAGCCUACGCAGAAGAGCUGGCAAACUGUGGUGUGAAUAUCCUACUGAUCUGCAGGGACGGAGAGCAGCUGCGCAGCCUGUCAGAGGCCAUAGCUGAGGCCUAUGGCGUCACCACCAGCUUUAUACAAGCAGAUUUCCGCGUGGGACGUGCCACAUAUCCUGCCAUUAAAGAGGUUUUGAAAGAUGUGGAUGUGGGCAUUUUAGUGAACAAUGCCGGAGUGUUCUGUGAGGAUCCGCAGUGUUUCAGUGAGGUUCCUGAGGAGAAGGCAUGGGAGAUCAUCAAUAACAACAUUGCUGCAGCUGUAAUGAUGGCGCAUAUAGUGAUUCCUGGGAUGGUGCAGAGGAAGAGAGGAGCCAUUGUCAAUGUGACACCCGGUUUUGACUCCAGAUAUAACUCACAAAGUGCUGCCUCUAAGUCUUAUCUAGACACCUUCAGCAGACACCUGAAGUCUGAGGUUGCGUCCAGUGGGAUAUUUGUGCAGUCAUUAACCCCACUGUGUGUCAGGAGUAAACAUACAUCUUAUUGGACGUUACGUUAUCUGCCAGCAUUGGUCCCUUCACCUGAAGUUUAUGCCCGACAUGCUGUCAGGACACUGGGGCAUUGCAACAGGACCACAGGCUACUGGGCUCACUCUUUGCAGCUUCUGGUGUGCCGAUGGAUCCCUGGCUGGCUGGGCACUUCUAUAGGAGGAUUUCUUCAACAGUGAAGACUGGAGGCAGCUCUGUCACUGGCCAAGACUCCGUCUCCACUACACUGAAUUGCAAGUCUCUUCCUUGACCAAAUACAUAAGACCAAGGCCUGCCGUCCAGGCUAAAAGCUUUGUCACAUCCAGUACAGAUUUAUCUCAUUGGUACUGAUAACACAGAAGCCAGUGUCGCAUUUUCAUUGCUCCUUGGGGUCAGUCCGAGUCGAUCGCUCGCUAGCAACUUUUCGCACCGCUGCGAUAAGGUUAAAUCUCUGCAAAACUGCGCAUGCUUAUGCACCGCAAUGCACAGACGCGUCAUACGGGUACAAGGAGGAUCGUUGCUGGGCGAUGGAUUUAACAAAGAAUCCAUUCGCACAGCCGAACGCAAGGUGAUUGACAGGAAGAAGGCGUUUGUGGGUGUCAACUGACCGUUUUCUGGGAGUGUUUGGAAAAACGCAGGCGUGUCCAAGCGUUUGCAGGGCGGGUGUCUGACGUAAAUUCCGGGACCAAAAAGACUGAAGUGAUGGCAGCGGCUGAAACUUCAAAAAACAUUUUUGUGCCAUCGGCUGCAGAAGCGUUCGCACACGUGCAAAGCGAAAAUACACUCCCCCAUAGGCGGCGACUAUAUGAUCGCAGCAAAGCUAAAAGUUGCUAGCGAGCGAUCAACUCUGAAUUACCCCCCCUUGUUCAGCUGUGGAGCCAACAUUCCUUAUAAACUACUAGAAGGUAAAUGUGGUAUUUAUAGAGUGAAAGCAGCAUUAAUUAGACAAAUCUGCAUUCAUGGUCCAUGUUAGCGCUGUGUGUAUAGUGGUGGGUUUUGUGGUUUUAUUACAAAUAAGUCGCUGGAAAAUGAAAUGUAUAUUUAGAAAGGUAUAAAUGCAGAAAGCUGCUGUUUAAGUUAUUUAUUUUCACCGAUUCAUUGCAAUUCCCAGUGUUAGUGAAGUUGCUAUGCUGGUGUACUUGGCUUUUAUAAUAGUGAUUCACAUAAGUGUGACAUUCUAAUUGUGGGCAGUAGUGAACCUGACCGAAUACACUGUUCAUCACCUGGACGGUGCUGAAAGUUGUUCAAACUGAUGUGAGAAUAUUUGUGACACAGGGGAACCAUUUGCAGUUUUCUGGGGGUUUUUUUCCACCUGUUACUGGAGACGCCAUCUACCAGUUCGGCAUCUCCCAGCGUCGUGCACAUGACUUCUUGUAGAGGAUGGCCACGGUUGGCCACAUUUGGGUUUAUCAUCGUUGGCCAAUCCAAGUACACUAACUGCCCAUGGAGAAAGUAAAAAUAUGUUGCCCUCUGGUGGACGAACACAUAUUUGUAUAAUUCAGUAACACAUCACUCUUUUCUGUGUCCUACAGUGUGUACUUUGUGUUUACGUACUGACUGAUGUUUGAAUAACUAAACCUGUUUUUUUCAAAAACAGAA
Molecule: messenger RNA, 2579 nt
Organism: Pseudophryne corroboree (corroboree frog)
Lineage: Eukaryota; Metazoa; Chordata; Amphibia; Anura; Myobatrachidae
Product: inactive hydroxysteroid dehydrogenase-like protein 1
Exons: 5
Coding region: 17-1180 (387 amino acids)
Cellular component (GO): mitochondrion
Source: RefSeq, a predicted model, not a curated record